GAAACGCCUUCCGAGGCGGACACGGAACAUCUACUGCGGAUGGUUGGACAGUGCAUCCAGGGCGGCAUUGUGUCAGACUCAAACCUCGAUGACGACGACGAUGAUGAUGAUGAUGGUGAUGAUCGCGCUGCUUACGAGCUGGCGUACGUGCACGGCGGUGACGAGGGCGAGUAUGGUGCUGCCGCUGCUGACCAUGGCAGCGGUGGUGGCGAUGACGCGGCUGGGCUGGCGUGGAGGCGGCGACGGCUUGGUGGUGGCGUGGAGGUUGAGCUUGGCCGGGCUGCACUGCUGGCACGCGCGCUGCUGUCGUCGACGUCACAAUCGCGUUCGUCGUCCGUAUCCUCUUCAGCGCCCGUGACAACAACGGCAACAGACACACGGGAGCAGUCGACUGCUGAGGACGGCGCUGGUCAUCGUGAUGGCAUCGAUUACGACUACGACCAUGAAAACUUGGAUGAUGAUGAUGAUGAGGAGGAGGAGGAGUUGAACGAAACCAUUCGUCACCACGUGCUUGGCGUGCCGUCGCAGGAUGGAAGCAAAUCCAUGCUGGAACGCAUUCGCGACACUUCCCGCAGACUGCGCACGGAAGAGGAAGCGGGCACCGCCGCCGCCGCCAACAUCGCUGCUGGCAUGCCAUCGAAGGACAGCGGCGACAGUCAACUCGAGAGCUGGUACGGCAGCAUCAGCAGCACCAGCAGUGGAAGGGGACGUGCUGCCAACCGUAGAAACCACGACAGGGUAGGCCGCGAUGCAGCUGCUGCAGAUGACAUGACUAUUGCUGACGGUCGCAGUGGUCAUGGUGAUGGUGGUGGUGGUGGUGGUGGUGACCAUCGGGCGCCGCCCCGUCAGCCGUCGAGCGACUCGCUCCUGCAGGAAUUCUCCGACGACCUUUUUGUCCACGCCGUCAUCCUGCAGCAGGCUGAGGGCGUGUUCGACGCUCUGCCAAGCAAUGCCACCCUCGACUCAAAUGUCGUGAACCGGCUGUGCCUGACGAUUGAGGAGUGUCUUCGCACGACGGCGGCGAGCAGCACGUGGCCCGAAGCCUGUCCAGAUGAACUCGAGAGCGAGCUUGCUGCGAGCGUGCGUGGUGUGAUGGUGAAGCACCUUGGCUCGCCGGUCGCCGCGUGUCGUGCACGUGCACUUCAGGACAUCGACAGCCUCCUCUACGACGAAAUGGUCUUCAACAAGGUAAUUGAGCAAGUUGACCGCAGCUACCAGAAGGAGAUGGCUGAGCUGCGUGUGGCGCAGGCGGAGCUCUUGCGAGAAGAGACAUCCCUCACAAAGGAGCGCCGCGCAACCAUGGACAAGUUGUCGCAAGAUCGACAGCAGCGUCUGCAGUCCCUCAUAUCCGCCAGCAGCAAGGGCGAUGAUGAUGACGAUCGUGGUCGUGAUGGUGGUGACGUGCACGGGGCACCACCGCUGCACUACUUACCGACGCUGCACGAUGAUGAUGACGGUGGUCGUGGCAGUCACGGAGACAAUCGCGGGCGUACCGGUGCUGAUGAUGGCGAUGAAGAUGGGGAGGAGGAGGAGGAGGCAGAUGUUGCUGCGCUGCACGAUUUAUUGUUUUCGCAGAUGCUGGGCGCUGCCACGGCGGCAAGUGCGGACAUGGGCGAAGGCAGCCACGUCAUCACGCCGGACGAGUUCAUGACGCAACACAUCCAGCUGCCAGCAGAUGGCAGUGGCGAUGACACGCGCGUGCAUGUGAACGGACGGCGCGUACCGCAACAGCCAGCAACAGACGAUGCAUUUGUUGAAUCUUCUUCUUCUUCUUCUUCUUCCUCCCCAGCAACAGCGGCUUCCGUGUCGCCUUCGACGACAGCAGGAACAACGACAGAGCCACGUCCAGACGAGCAAGGGAGCAGCAAUGCACGCGAGAGUGGAGACGGCGAAGCUGCUGACGCAGAUGGCGAAGAUGCUGAUACCCCAAGUGACAGCCGAGCUGAGGCGGAGACAGGGGAGGAAGAUCAAGAGGGUGGUGGCGAUGAUGACUCUGAGGUGGUGGUUGUCACAGCUGAUGUAGAGGAUGAUGACUUUGACCACGACAUGACGGUGAUUAGUGCCCGGCUGAGCGAUGCAGGCCUUGUCUCGCCACAAGCCGAUGGUGAUGGUGGGGAUUAUGAUGACGAGGAGGAGGAUGGCGAGGAGGACGAGGAGGACGAGCUUGUGAAUGGAUGCCAGCGCGAGGCCAUGGCCAAAUACAUGUUUGCCAUGUCUGAGCUGGGCGAGGAAGAGAGUGGUGCAGACGACACAUCUGGCAGCCCCGUCCUCCAACAACGACACAUGAACUGCGAUUACCGUAAUACGGCCGAUGACGCGCAACUCCACGAUCUCUUUGCCAAGAUUGACGCUGCUGCUGUUGAGGAUGAUGCAAGUGCUGUGCACGAGGCAGAGCUGACACCAGACACGCUGGCAACCCCAACCGACUUUUGAGUGCACACACAGAGCCACAGAGAGAGCGAGAGAGAGUGAGUGAGAGUGAGAGUGAGAGGGUGAGAGAGGGUGAGCGAGUAGAAAGUGAGACACACACACACACACACACACACACACACACACACACACACCACACACAAAAGCAAAUUGUGUUGCUGGUGCUUGAGUUAUGCGAUUUCUGUUUGAAAAUAUACACAAUUUUCUACUUGGCA
This is a messenger RNA of Salpingoeca rosetta, 2645 nucleotides long. RefSeq lists its product as uncharacterized. The record is from RefSeq and is a predicted model, not a curated record. Bases 40 to 2433 code for a protein of 797 amino acids. The transcript has 9 exons. NCBI's taxonomy places the organism in Eukaryota, Choanoflagellata, Craspedida, Salpingoecidae.